AUGUCACUCUGUCUAAAUCGUCUCCAAGAGGAGAGGAAACAAUGGCGUCGUGAUCAUCCUUUCGGCUUCUUCGCGAAACCUGUGCGGGGCGCGAAUGGAGUGCUUGAUCUCAAGAACUGGGAAGUCGGCAUACCAGGAAGAGAAAAGACCAUCUGGGAAGGCGGCUUGUUCAAAUUGACGCUGACGUUUCCGGAUGAAUACCCUACAAAACCACCAAAAUGCAAAUUCGUCCCGCCACUCUUCCAUCCCAAUGUCUAUCCUUCAGGCACCGUCUGUCUAUCAAUCCUCAACGAGGAAGAAGGCUGGAAGCCAGCAAUCACAAUCAAGGAGAUUCUCUUGGGAAUUCAGGAUUUGUUGAACGACCCUAACCCCGAAUCUCCUGCCCAAGCCGACGCGUACAAUCUAUUCAAAAAGGAUCGGGCCGCAUACGAACGAAAGAUCAGAAGCGUAGUCAAAGAAAACCCCGCACCUUGA
Molecule: messenger RNA, 474 nt
Organism: Rhinocladiella mackenziei CBS 650.93
Lineage: Eukaryota; Fungi; Ascomycota; Eurotiomycetes; Chaetothyriales; Herpotrichiellaceae
Product: SUMO-conjugating enzyme ubc9
Exons: 3
Coding region: 1-474 (157 amino acids)
Biological process (GO): protein sumoylation
Cellular component (GO): nucleus
Molecular function (GO): SUMO conjugating enzyme activity
Source: RefSeq, a predicted model, not a curated record